AAUAUCAUAUCAUAUCAUUAUAUCAUAUAGUUUGACCAACUUAUGUAUCUAACAACAUAUAAAAAUCGAAUGUGGACCUACUUAUUUUUCAAUUGAAUGUAAUUGACUACCUAAUUGAGUGACACCUAUGCAUUGGGGCCUCUUUUAGUUAAUACAAAAUUGAGGUUACAUCUUUUCAAAUGUUCCUCAAUUAAUAUAUAAGGGAUAUAAAGUUAGACCAGUGACAGUAAUUGUAAAUACUCUAAUAAUGUGAGGGUCUAAAUGUAAAACUGCUGGUGAUAUUUUGAAGUCGUCCAAUUAUUUAAAACAAGAAGGAAUCAUAUGCCGACGGCCCAAACGUCCCCGCCGAAAACCUAUAUCCAACGAAUCAACGGUCACGAUGUAAUCGACUCUUUUUAUUUUUGAAUUUUAAUACUUCCACCGUACGUAUUGACACGUGUCAAACCAGACCUUCAUCUUUGUUAAGCAUAAAUAAUACAGAACCUCCUUGGUUUUUUUCUCCUCUCAUACAUUUUCUUCUCUGCCUUUGAAAGUUUUGUCGCCGAAGCAAAAAUGGAGAAUAUGGUGGGGCUCAGGUUUCUUCCGACGGACGAGGAGCUCGUAGACCAUUACCUCCGUUUGAAAAAUCACGGUGGUUCCAACACGAGCCCUGUCGAUCAAGUCAUUAGCACAAUUAAUAUCUGUAACUUCGAUCCUUGGGAGUUACCUCGGCACUCGAGUAUGGAGUCAAAAGAUCAGGUUUGGUAUUUCUUCGGACGCAAGGAGAAGAGAUAUAACAGAGGUGAACGUCAGAUCAGAAAAACCAAGUCUGGUUUUUGGAAGAAAACUGGAGUUACAAUGGAUAUCAAGCGAAAGAGAUCAGCGCAUCGCGAAAAGAUCGGUGAGAAAAGAGUUUUAGUGUUUCACUCGAGCGGAUCCAAAACCAACUGGAUCAUGCACGAGUAUGACGCUGCUUGCUUGUCUCCUACUCAGAACAUGACAUAUACAAUCUGCAAAGUACACAAAAAGGGGGAAGCUAGAGAGAUUUCUUCUCCUGGUAGUGGUAUUGAUGCGCUUAGUCUCUCUCUAGUCACUCAUAUGAAUAACUCUGGAGGAGAAUCUAGUCCUGCAGCAUCUGAGGUGGGUCUAUCUCAAUCUCAAACUUUAUAAAUGUAAAGUUUUCAAAACCAUAUUUAAUAUUUUAUAAACACUAAUUUGUCUUCUUCUUCUUCUUUGACUUUUAAGAAACCAAAGAAUGCACACCAGCUUAGUGGCUUUUCUGAUAAGAAGCAAGAAACGGAGCUCGAAGAAGCAAUUCACGGGGCUUUCGACAAUCUGUCAAGCUAUGAUUGGAAAUACUUGCUUGAUGAUGAUGAGCAGAGUAAGACUGUUGCUAUGCAAAAAUCAUUGACCGGUUUUCUUGAUUGGGCAUAAAUCUAUCAUCUAUCUGAGACUAUCUCCAACAAGAGUAGCAAAAAUGUUGAUAUGUCCCUCGAUCAAGAAGAAAAGAGCUGCUAUAUUUUAAAAUCACCUGUUUUCAGUAACAUGAUUUUGUACUUUCCAAAUCUGUACAAGUAAUAUACGUUAUGUCUUAGCUUGUUGUUUUGUAGCGUAUUUUAAAUGUAUUGUAUGUCCUUAAACAUAUACUACUUAUUAAGAAAAUGAUUGUGAAUUUUAUGAUGAGAAGUGAUUCGAGAAGACAAGAUUGUAAUCAUUUUAAAUAUUGAUAACAACUAUCAAAAGUCUCAAAUUCUCUUUGACGUCGCAAUCAGCCUCUCCUCAUGACCUACCGAAUCCCCACAAGACAUUAUACAGUUUUCUACAAAAAAGGAAAAUAAGUCUAGCAUCAAAUCAAAUUACUUUAUUUCAAGAGUCUUUUUAUUAAGUCCACAUCAUAUUUAUAUAUGUAUACACGUGCAUGUUGUCAUGUUGAUGUUUAAUUAAGUUCAAAUUAUCCCAGUACCAAUGGUUACUUUUAUUUUGCUUCCUCUCUUCUCUUUACAGUAUCAUAUGUAUACAAGAAAAUACUCUAGCAAUCGAACUAAAUAAAAAAUUAUUUUUAAAAUUGUUUGUUUACUAUUUGCCCUACACCCUUUUAUGUUAAUCAACAGACGAAAAAAAAGUGAUAUUGAUUUCUCUAGACUUUAUGUUAUCUAUAUACCCGGUACGUGUGUAUAUGUGAUGCAUGCCGAUGAAGAAAUACAUGUAUGCAUGGACUUACUACUGUCUAAAUGUGUGGAAAUAGAUAUCUACAUAGGUUCCUUAAUUUUCCGUAUCUUCUUCUACGCAUAUCAUGCGCAUUUAUAAUUAAAUAAAUGGUUAGAUGUAAAAAGGUUGUAGCAUCUCUAGCUUUGUCAGAAUAUGCGCAUUUAUAAUUAAAUAAAUAUCUAGCUUUGGCAUGUAACAAAAAGUCAUGGUCCACUUCCUUUUGACUCGUCUUCAUCAAUGCCCGACAUGAUACCUAAUAAGUAAUAACCCCUUAUAUUGACCCUAAUCUCUUGAAGGCUUUUUUUAUAUAUGGUGAUAGAUAAUAUACUUUGUCAAUGUCAAAAUGUCUCUUUUAGAGUGCAUCAUAUGAACGCAAAUAUGUAGAAUGCAAUCCUGAUGUUAAGGUUCAAUUUCAGACCUCUUUAAGAAAAACUAUUCUUAACAUUUACCAUCUCUUUUUUCAGAAAAAAAAAACAUUUACCAUCUCGAUAUGGAAGGAGCUAGGUGUGUGUAUAUUACUUUUUGGAUAGUAGUACUUGAAACUGGUGUUAGAAAUAUUAACUCUCAAUCUAUGUUUAGACACAGGUGCGUAUAUAUUGCUUUUUGCUUAUACAUAAGAUUAAUAUUAUCGUAUUAGAUUAGAGAAGUAUAAAAAGUUUACUAUUGGUAUUUUACUAUUUUUACCCAAAAAAAAUCCAUAUGGGAUAAACACGACACGAGAAAACCGAAUUCACUAUGUAAGCAGCCCAAAUUCCAAUACAAUAAAAAAGGAAAUAACAACAAUUAUUUAUGAGAGCCAGCUGCCGAUAUCUCCUUGCACAUGUCGUCACACGCUGACGAGUUGAUGAUGCAAAAUAAUAUAUGUCCAGUUGGAAUAAAACAAUAUAUAAAUUUACCUUGAGUUUUUUUUUCACUGAAUUUUCAUUGAUCAUUGAAAAUAAACAUAUACAACAUUACAGAGGAACAUCAACAACAAAAAAUUUACCGUGAGUUUAUAUCUUAUAAAAAAAAGAAAAAAAAUUGCAAGCCUUAUAACCUACGGUAUCUUAUCUUACACGAUUUAUUUUUUCUUUUCUUUCUAUAACUAUAGAAUAGUCGCAAAAUGCAGCAGCACUUUAUAUAUAUAUAUAUAUAUAUAUAUAUUAUUUUUUUUCGUCGUUUAGCAAGUUUUUGAUGAUGCAUGAUCCCAGGUGGACUGAUCUGAGCUGUAAUCUGGAUUAGAUGUAAUAUUUAAUGAAUGGAAAUUAGUUUUUCCUAAAGAAAAGAAUAACUGACUAUCCACUUCACCUAGACAUGUCAAUUAGAAUCGAAAUCCGCAGUCCGAACCUGCAUAUCCCUAAAAAUAUCGGUUUAGGCUUAGUUUUAUAAACAAACAAAAAAUCAGACUUUUCGAACUAAAUCUAUUUGGACUUUGGGUAUUUUAGACAUAAGCCCAUUUGAACUAAGAUCGAAAAUCCGAAAUUUUAUAUUUUAGCUUAAAUAUUAUCAUUUUUGAAUCAAAAUCAUUAUUAGUAUUGACAUAUUAUUUUAAUAUUUUUAUCCAAAACCCUAAUAAAACAAAUAUAAAAUUUGUUAAUUCACUUUAUUGUUUGAUCAUUACAAGUGUCACAUUUUAAAUUUUGCAGAUGUAUAUUCUUCUUUUUUUGUACAACAUAUUUUUAUUUCCAAAUACAAAUUCUUAGUUUUUGUACAACAUGUUUUUUAUUUCCAAAUACUAAUUAUGAAACGUUUGACUAUUUCAAUUUUUUUUAUAUAUUUAGUUUUAAUUUAUUUUUGAUUAUUUAAAUUUUAUUAAAUUUGAUUUGUUUAUAAUAUAUUUUAAAAGCAUACGGAAAAGUAAAAUAUUUUUGAUAAAGAAGAAACGUUUAAGCUUACUUUAUAUUUUAAAACUAAAAAAUGAAACUAUUUUUUUAAUGAAAAUUCACAUAUAUUAAAACGAUGGAAGUGACAAUGACAAAUUAUUUUCCGAAAAGC
Messenger RNA from Brassica rapa (field mustard), 4161 nucleotides. Its product is annotated as NAC domain-containing protein 5. Lineage: Eukaryota; Viridiplantae; Streptophyta; Magnoliopsida; Brassicales; Brassicaceae. The record is from RefSeq and is a predicted model, not a curated record. Gene Ontology annotation, biological process: regulation of DNA-templated transcription. Gene Ontology annotation, molecular function: DNA binding.